AUGAAGUGGUCCACUGCAAUUUUUGCCACAGUAUUCGCCUCGGUGCUAACGAGCGGCAUCGCGAUCGAUGAGCGCAAGUGGCAACUGGUUCCCGAUAGCGAAGGACGCCUCCGCUUGGUGAACACCAACCCUUACGAUCUGCCGGAAUCCGAUCAGCCGGCACCACUGUUCGUGCCACAGCAGGACAUCAUUUUCCGGUUGUUCACGCGCGCCAACCCAACUCAGCCGCAGAUUUUGCAGCUCAACAAUGCCGGUUCGAUCACUGGUUCCAACUUUAAUCCGGCCCACCCGACUCGCUUCACGAUUCACGGUUGGAACAACGACGGUUCGCACUUCAUGAACUCGCAGAUCCGUGAUGCGUACUUCCAGGUGGGAGACUUCAACGUCAUUACCGUGGAUUGGGGUGUUGGUGCGAUCAACCCGAACUACAUCACCGCCCGAAACCAUGUGGGUGCGGUCGGCAAUACGGUUUCUCAAUUGAUCGAUCAACUGAUCGCAGCCACCGGCGUUAAUCCGGACAACAUCUACAUCAUCGGCUACAGUCUCGGGGCACAUGCUGCCGGUUCUGCCGGUAAGGCCCAAAAUGGACGAAUCAAUUCGGUCAUUGCCUUAGACCCGGCAGGGCCACUGUUUUCCUUCGGGCAACCGGAUGCCGUUUCACCGGCCGAUGGACGGUAUGUGGAAACGAUCAUGACCAAUGCCGGCGUGCUCGGUAUCAACACACCAAUGGGACAGGCCAACUUCUAUCCAAAUGGUGGCCGACUUCAACCCGGCUGUGGCACUGAUAUUGGUGGCAGCUGCUCGCACGACCGUGCGCCGCAGUUCUUUGCCGAAUCGAUCACCAGCAGCACCCCGUUCCGUGCUAUGCGCUGUGUCGAUCAUGGGCAGAUCCUCGGUGGAACCUGUACGUCGUCCGGACCCGAUGCCAACAUGGGUGGCCAACCUUCGAACUAUGGCCGUGGUGUUCAGGGCGUUUACUUCCUGCAAACCAAUGAUGCUUCACCAUUUGCGAGAGGUUGA
Molecule: messenger RNA, 1020 nt
Organism: Anopheles aquasalis
Lineage: Eukaryota; Metazoa; Arthropoda; Insecta; Diptera; Culicidae
Product: pancreatic triacylglycerol lipase-like
Biological process (GO): lipid catabolic process
Molecular function (GO): serine hydrolase activity; lipase activity
Source: RefSeq, a predicted model, not a curated record